AUGAGGAAUCUUUCCAUUAAGUUGAGAAUUUUAGUUGCUAUAUUUGUUUUGGUGCUGGAGUUAGUUGACUGUCAAAAUAUAAAAAGACGUGAAUUACAUGUACAAUUUAGAGGUAGUGGGAGUACCCGAGGAGGUGGACUUGUUAGAGGGGGAUAUAAAAUUGGUGGAGGAUAUCAAAUUGGAGGAGGAAUUGGCGGUAUAGGUGGAGGAGUUGGUGGAGGGUUAGGAGGUAAGGCCGGAGGAAGCGGAACCGGUGGUGUUGGAGGAAGUGCGGGUGGUGGUGCUGGAGGAAAAGCAGAGGGUGGUAAAGGAGGAAGCAUAAGCGGCGGUUUUAGAGGAAGCACUGAGGGUGGUGCUGGAGGAGAAUAUGGCAAUAAAGGUGGUAAAGUUAGUGGUGUUGGUGAAGGAAUAAGAGGUGGUGCUAGAGGAAGUGCAAGUAGUGGUGUCAAAGGAAGCGUCAAAGGUGGUGUUAUAGGAAGUGCAAGUGGUGGUGUCGAAGGAAGCAAAAGUAGUGAUGCCGGAGGAAAAACAAAGGGUGGUGUUAGAGGAAAGGCAACGAGUGGUGCCGGAGGAAGCGCAUGGGGUGGUGCUGGAGGAAGUGGAGGCGGUAGUGUCGGAGGAAAAACAAAGGGUGUUGCCGAAGGAAAUGCAACGAGCGCUGCCGAAGGAAGUGCAAUGGAUGGUGCUGGAGGAAGUGCAGGCGGUAGUGUCGGAGGAAAAACAAAGGGUGGUGCUGAAGGAAAAGCAACAAGCAGUGUCAGAGGAAGUACAUGGGGUGGUGCUGGAGGAACUGCAGGCGGUAGUGUCGGAGCAAAAACAAAGGAUGGUGCUGAAGGAAAAGCAACAAGCAGUGUCGGAGGAAGUACAUGGGGUGGUGCUGAUGGAAGUGCAAGAGGUGGUUUCGGAGGCAAAAUAAAAGGUGGUGCCGGAGGAAAAGCAACGAGCGGUGCGGGAAGAAGCACGAGGGGUGGUGCUAGAGGAAGUGUAGACGGUGGUGUCGGAGGAAAAACAAAGGGUGGUGCUGAAGGAAAAUCAACAAGCAUUGUCAGAAGAAGCGCAGGGCGUGGUGUUAGAGGAAGUGCAAGUGGUGCUGUCGGAGAAAAAAUAAAGGGUGGUGCCGGAGGAAAAGCAACGAGCGAUGUUCGAGGAAGCGCAGAGGGUGGUGUUGGUGAAAGUAUUGGCGGUGGUGUUGGAGAAAAAAUAAAAGGUGGUGCUGGAGGAAAAUUAACGAGCAAUGCCGGAGGACGCGUAAGAGGUGGUGCUAGAGGAAGUGCAGGGCAUGUUGUCGAAGGAAAAACAAAGGAUGGUGCCGAAGGAAAAGCAACGAGUGGUGCCGGAGAAAGCGCAGGGGGUGGUGCUGGAGGAAGUGCAAGCGGUGGUAUCGGAGGAAAAAUAAAGGGUAGUGGCAGAGGAAAAGCAAAAGGUAGUGGUAUUGGAGGAAGUGCAGGCAAUAGUGUCGGAGGAAGCGCAUGUGGCGGUAUCGGCGGAAAAACAAAGGGUGGUUCCAGAGGAAAAGCAACAAGUGGUGCCAAAGGAAGCGCAGGGAGUGGUGCUGGAGGAAGUGCAAGUGGUGUUGUCAGAGGAAAAACAACGAGUGGUGCCAGAGGAAGUGCAGAGGGUGUCGUUGGAGGAAGUGCAGGUGGUGGUUUCGCAGGAAGCGCAAGCAGUAGUGCUGGAGGAAAAGCAACGAGUGGUGUCGGAGGAAGCGCAAGGGGUGGUGCUAGAGGAAGUGCAGGUGGUAGUGUUGGAGGUAGCACAAGUGGUGAUGCUGGAGGAAGAACAAAGGGUGGUGCCGGAGGAAAAACAGCAAGUGGUGUCGGAGGAAUCACAAGGGGUGGUGCUAGAGGAAGUACAAGCAAUAGUGUCGGAGGAAAAGUAACGAGUAGUGCCGGAGGAAGCGCAAGAGGUGGUGCUGGAGGAAGUACAAGCAGUGGUGUUAAAGGAAGCAAAUAUAGUAUUGUCGGAGGAAAAACAAAGGAUGGUUCCGGAGGAAAAACUACGAGUGGUGUCGGAGGAAGAGCAAGUGGUGGUGUCGGAGGAAGCACAAACAGUGGUGCUGGAGGAAGCGGAGGUGGUGGUGCUGAAGGAAGCACAAAGGGUGGUGCUAUAGGAAGUGCAGGUGGUGGUGUCGAAGGAAGCACAAGUGGUGGUGCUGGAGGAAGCGCAGGGGGUGAUGCUAGAGGAAGCACAAGUGGUGGUGCCGGAGGAAGAGCAAAUAGUGGUGUCCGAGAAAAAGCAACAGGUGGUGCCGGAGGAAAAGCAACAAGUGGUAUCGGAGGAAGCACAGUGAGUGGUGCUGGAAGAGGAUAUAAAACAGGAGAAUUUGGUGGUAAAAGCGGCAAAAUUGGUGGUGCCAGUGGUGAAAUAAGAAGUGGUUCUAGAGGAAGUAUAAGCGGUGGAGUCAGUGGAAAUGUGGGCGGUGGUGUCGGAGGAAGUACACAUGGUGGUGCUGGUGAAAACGCAGGAGGUAGUAUAGUAGGAAAUGCAAAGGGCGAGAUUGGAGGAAGUGUUAAAGUUGGUGCUGAAGGAAAGAUAGAAGGUGGUGUCAGAGGAAGUGCAAGCAUUGGUAUCAAAGGAAGCCUAAAGGGAGGUUUUGGAGGAAGCAUAGGCAGUGGUACCGCAAGAAGUGUAAAAGGAGGUGCUGGAGAAACCGUAGGAGGCGGUGUCAGAGGAAGUGCAAACGGUGGCGCCAUAAGAAGUGCAAAAGGUGGAGCCGAAGGAAGUGCAAGUAUUAGUGCAAAUGGAGGAUUUGGUGGUGGAGGGAGUAUAAGUUGGGGUCUUAAAGGUGGAUUUGGCGGAGGAAUUGGAGGAGCAAGUAGUGCAGGUGGUGGCAUUGGAGCGGGAAAAGAUAUGCACUGA
Ricinus communis (castor bean) is the source of this 2859-nucleotide messenger RNA. RefSeq lists its product as uncharacterized. Bases 1 to 2859 code for a protein of 952 amino acids. The transcript has a single exon. The record is from RefSeq and is a predicted model, not a curated record. Lineage: Eukaryota; Viridiplantae; Streptophyta; Magnoliopsida; Malpighiales; Euphorbiaceae.